This is a messenger RNA of Lathyrus oleraceus (garden pea), 639 nucleotides long. RefSeq lists its product as uncharacterized. The record is from RefSeq and is a predicted model, not a curated record. The coding region runs from base 1 to 639 and encodes 212 amino acids. The transcript has 3 exons. NCBI's taxonomy places the organism in Eukaryota, Viridiplantae, Streptophyta, Magnoliopsida, Fabales, Fabaceae.
AUGGAGAGCGACGAAGUUAAAGCGAUUAAUUAUGGAGUGCAUGUUGAAAGUUAUGGCUCUCGGCAUGUGGGAAGAAAUGUAGAAAUUGUUAGUGAGGAUAUGAUAAUGAAGAAGAAAACAAUGCUCAAAGGCAAGAGCAUGCAAAGCCAAUAUAGUGAGGCAAAGAAGAAGGCCAAGAGUGCAUUCAUGCAUGGUGAUUUGAUGGAAGAUGUCAAUGUAAAUCAACCACUUGGCUAUGAGAAGGGAGGAAGAGAUAAUGUCUACAAGCUGAGAAAGGAACUUUAUGGCCUUAGGCAGGCUCUAAGGGUCUGGUUGAACAAGAGUGAAAAUGAAAAGCCAGUUGAUAACAUAAGCUAUAAGCAGAUAGUGGGAAGCUCUAUGUAUUUUCUUGCAACCAGGCUUGACUUUGCGUAUUCAGUAUGCUUGGUAGCUAGAUACAUGGAGAGACCAACUGAAAUUCACCUGGUAACUACAAAAGUAAUCUUAAGGUAUCUAAAAGGAACUAUGAACCCAAGUGUUUUGUACAAGAUGAAUGAUGAGAUGAUCUUGCAAGGAUGGUCAGACUCUGAUUAUGCAGGAGAUAAUGAUGAUAGAAAAAGCACUAUCGAGUAUGUUUUCAAGCUUGGGUCAGGUCUGUAA